Episyrphus balteatus (marmalade hoverfly) is the source of this 1079-nucleotide messenger RNA. RefSeq names its product calcium and integrin-binding protein 1-like. The coding region runs from base 208 to 762 and encodes 184 amino acids. The transcript has 5 exons. Gene Ontology annotation, molecular function: calcium ion binding. Lineage: Eukaryota; Metazoa; Arthropoda; Insecta; Diptera; Syrphidae. The record is from RefSeq and is a predicted model, not a curated record.
UUUGUCCCAGUUGUAAAUUUUCAGUCUAGAUUCUGUGUUUUUGUUCUCUUCCACCGACACAAUUUUCUUUAUUUAAUUUUUUAUAGGCUAAAUAGAGUUAUUAGCUUCUAGCUUUCACCCAAAAAAAAAUAAUUCUUAUCAUGUGUUAGUUAAUAAUAAUAAAACAAAUAAUCUCACUGAAAUUAGUUUAAGUAAGCGGCUAUUUAAAUGGGUCAAACAAAAAGCCAAUUUACCGAUGAAGAACUUCAAGAUUAUGAGGAUUUAACAUUCUUCUCGAAAAAAGAAAUUCUCUUGGCCCACAAAAAAUUCAAAUCUCUUGCUCCAGAAAAGGUCGGUCAUAAUAAAAAUGCCAAAUUAUCAAAAUCCAAAAUACUGGAGUACCCGGAACUACGGGUGAAUCCAUUUGGCGAUCGCAUUUGCAAAGUGUUCAGUUCCAGCAACGACGGCGAUUGCACCUUCGAGGACUUUCUGGACAUGAUGUCGGUGUUCAGUGAUGCAUGCCCGAAAUCGUUAAAAGCAGAAUAUGCUUUUCGUAUAUUUGACUUCGACGGCGACGAUAUGCUGGGCGUAUCUGACCUCAAACAAGUCAUUGAACGUUUGACGGGUCCAAAUAAUCUCAACGACAGUGAUAUUAAACAACUAAUACAAAAUGUUCUUGCCGAGGCUGAUUUGGAUGAUGAUGGAGCAUUAUCAUAUCCAGAAUUUGAACAUGUCAUUGAUAAAGCCUCCGAUUUUAGCAACUCUUUUCGAAUAAGACUUUAAAUAUAUUGCACAAAAACAAAAAAAAAAAAAAAAACAAAAAAACAUGGCAUAAAUUUUCUUACAUAUUUAUAUCAAUAUUUAUUCAAAUUCUCAUAUAAAUAAAUGAAAAAUAUUCUCUCAACACACAAAUUGUAUAAUACACAAACUACACAUAUAGUCAACUUAUCAAUGAUAAAUUAUUAAGUUUUAAUUUUUUUAAUUUUUUUUUUAUUUUAAGUUUAACGAUAUAAUGCGAUCUUGUCACACAAAUAUUUAUUAUAUAUUAUUAUACCUAUAUCUACUACAACUAUACAUACUUUUACUAUACAAACAAAAUU